Molecule: messenger RNA, 1104 nt
Organism: Pocillopora meandrina
Lineage: Eukaryota; Metazoa; Cnidaria; Anthozoa; Scleractinia; Pocilloporidae
Source: the annotation of a GenBank genome assembly
AUGGCUGUCAAAGAUGAUAACGAGAAGGUACGAGCUGAGAGGAUGGUUUCUUACCACUUUUAUUUGCAAAGCGAAGAGGACGAUUUUGGUGGAUUUUUACCAGUCGAAACUAGUAUUGAUGAGUUGUACCCUCCCGUGUGUCAGAGCUGUAACAGGGACGAGUGUUGCGUGUUUGGAUAUUUGAUAAUAUUAUUUCUUUUCGGCGGAGCAGCCGCGGGAGUCGGUUUGUUUGUAUUCGUUUGGGAAUUUUCACAGAAUACAAAUGAGAGAAUUUUCUUGGAGUUAUUAACACCUAUACUUGGCCUUGUCUUAACGGUUUUCGCCGGAGCAAUGUGGGUUUUAGCCACGAUCGGCUGUGUUGGCACGAUUAAACAAAGCACUAAAGUUCUUCACAUGAUAACAAUAGCUUUUAAAGUUCUUUUGUUGCUCGAGGUAGCCUUGUCUUUCCUAGCGUUUUAUUAUCAAGUUCAAGUCAAAGCAGAGACAAGUAAAUGGGCUGAGUGGAUGUCGUUUAUUCGCCAUUAUCACGAAGAUCCUAAUCUACGAACCACCAUGGAUUCAAUUCAAACACGUCUUGGAUGUUGUGGUUUCAAUAGUUACAAAGAUUGGGAUGAAAACGUUUUGUUUUCCUGCUCUUCCACACGUCUGAAAACCUGUCCUCUUCCAGUGUCGUGCUGUAAUGACACUGUGAAAAAAAUUAAAUGUGGGUACGAAAUACAAAACGAUCCUGACGGCGAAAUCAUCAAAAUACAGCCACAAAAAUCAGUUUUCACGGAAGGCUGUUUGAUAAAUAUUCAAAACUGGUAUAAAUACAAUCUGAUACUUAUUUCAACGAGCGCCGUUUUAUUGGUGGUAGUACAGGCAAUUCUUAUUUUCGCAAUUAGCCGCCUCGUUCGUCGAAUUAAAGACGAAAACAUGGGAGAAUGUUCUGAACCGUCAGGUGAGGAAGAAUUAAUCCCCUUGCGCGCAGAUAACUUACUGGAAAACAUCAUUAUAGUACGUGAUGAACGAGUUACAGCUGAAAGGAUUCACAGCCUGAAGGCUGUCUUGAAAACCAUAAUUCGCUGGAGUGCAAACGAUUCCACAAGAGAAGAAAACAUUUAA